This is a messenger RNA of Nematolebias whitei (Rio pearlfish), 934 nucleotides long. RefSeq lists its product as uncharacterized. The record is from RefSeq and is a predicted model, not a curated record. Gene Ontology annotation, cellular component: nucleus. Gene Ontology annotation, biological process: regulation of transcription by RNA polymerase II; epidermal cell differentiation. NCBI's taxonomy places the organism in Eukaryota, Metazoa, Chordata, Actinopteri, Cyprinodontiformes, Rivulidae. The coding region runs from base 101 to 934 and encodes 277 amino acids. The transcript is spliced from 4 exons. Gene Ontology annotation, molecular function: RNA polymerase II cis-regulatory region sequence-specific DNA binding; DNA-binding transcription factor activity, RNA polymerase II-specific.
CAGUAACAGAUCCCAUGAACAAGCAGUCUGCUUGCAUCAGAGGGUGAAGUGUAAUGUGUAGAAACUAAAAAUAGAAACACAUUUCAAAUAAUUCACCAAAAUGCCUAAAUCUUUUCUUGUGAAAAAGAAACAUGGUACAUGUGGAGCCUGGCAGUGGAAGGAACCAGAAAAUUACGAAUGGAAAGAAGACAACCCAGUGGAGAGUGAAAGCAUCACGGAGAAGAUAUUGUUCAGUGCAGAAAGCCAGCAGCCUCCCCAUGCGCCUCAGCCAACAGGCAUUUCAGAACGUGGAGCAGCAACAGUUAAAGCUCCAGAACCUUUGAGCAGAUCAGAAGUACCUGGGUCGGACAUCAGGCCAGGCUGGUCCAAAAUAGGCUCUUUCUAUCUUCCGGCUACAAUGGCAAUCGUCAGCAGAGCAAAGCCUCGUCCUCGGACUUCCCCUGUGUCUGGUGACUUUGGGUGCUCAGUGUGCCACAAGAUCUUCCCCCUGCAGCGCAUGCUGACCCGACACCUUAAGUGCCACAGCCUGGUGAAAAGACAUCCUUGUCGAUUUUGUGGCAAAGGAUUCAACGACACUUUUGACUUGAAGAGGCACAUGCGAACACACACUGGUAUUCGUCCCUACAAAUGUGAGCUGUGUGAGAAAGCUUUCACACAGCGUUGCUCUCUGGAGUCCCACAUGAGGAAGAUUCAUGGUGUUCACCAGCAGUAUGCCUACCGUCAGAGACGGUCUAAAAUCUUUGUGUGUGAGGACUGCGGCUAUACCUCGUGUCGGCCUGACGAGUACUUCCUUCAUGUGAGACAGCAUCACCCUAGUAGUCCUGCCCUUCGCAGAUACUAUCGGCGCCAGGCGCAUGAGAACAGCAGCUUUGCAUCGGCAGAUCCUAAACUUAACCCCUAUCUGUUGUACUCAACCCCUGCAUACUACAUGUAG